Pogoniulus pusillus (Red-fronted tinkerbird) is the source of this 5304-nucleotide messenger RNA. RefSeq names its product solute carrier family 35 member E2B (gene SLC35E2B). Gene Ontology annotation, molecular function: antiporter activity. NCBI's taxonomy places the organism in Eukaryota, Metazoa, Chordata, Aves, Piciformes, Lybiidae. The transcript has 9 exons. The coding region runs from base 2057 to 3286 and encodes 409 amino acids. The record is from RefSeq and is a predicted model, not a curated record. Gene Ontology annotation, cellular component: Golgi apparatus.
GCGGGGCCGGUGCGCGGGGGCGGGCCCGGCCGGCUGCUUCGCUCCGUUCCGGGGAGGGGGCGGCAGCAGCCCGGGAAGCCGAAGCUCGAUUCGAUCGGGAUCCACGGGAGCACCUCGGCCUUGGUGGAGGGCAGCGGCGUGCUCGGGACCGCCCAGGUGCUGGCGGUGAUGCUGUGAGCGGUGCUCGGGAGGGAGCGUGAGCGGCCGGGCUGUGCUGGUGCUGAUAGAGAGGAAGAUCCAGAGCUCGCUGUCUGAAAGCUCGCUUAGAGGCGCUGGCUCAGCUGCGGCAUGCAGGAGGAGGGAGAUGUCUGAGUUCCCUCCCGUGCCUUGCUGCAGCUCUGGUACCGUCUGGAAGGUCCUUGAGCAGGAAAGUCGGGUCCAGAGGCCGGGGUACAGCACUGCCCCCGCGAAGGGCUCAGAGGCGCGGCGGGGAAAGGCAGCUCCGAGCAGACUCCGGUGUUUGGGAUGCUCGAUGCUGCGGGGCAUGCGAAAACACGUGCUGGGGUUGCCUGCCUGGUGCCUGGUUCUGAAUGAGGGAAGGGUUUAGAGCCGGGGGGCUGGAAGUGCAGCUCCAGUGCAAGGAAGUACCAAGCUGUUACAGUCUCGUAGCAUCAUCUUCGUGUGGGAGAUGUUCAUGGUUUUGCGAUUGCAUUUGCUUGCCUGUGUUUAUAAACGUCUUGGAUCCUGUCAUUAUCGUGUAGCGGAACAGUGCUAAUAUUUACGGCUUGCUGGGAUGCCGAAUUCUGUUGGUUUCCUUGGACGCAAUGUUUGGGUGACCUUUGUGGUGUAACAGACAAAGAGAUAACACCAAGCCUCUGGGUUGGGUUUUUUCCCCCACUCAGUUUAGCCUUUGUUUGUCUAACGCAAUACUUUAUAGCUCUUAUUUUUGGUAUGAGGUGCAAAACUGACUGGAGAAUGUUCUCGGUGCUCUUGUCAAAAGAAAUUCUCUGCUUAUAUUUAGGUACUAACAAGUAGGCAGAAAAACUGUAGUGAUGGCUCUUUGUCGUGACAGUUAGGUGGUGGUCCAGAGCCCACAGCAUUUCUGGUCUCAGGCAAAUGAAUGCAGUAAGGACUUGUGGGUGUCAUAGAUGUAGUGGGGAUUGUCAGAACCUGCUUAGCUCUUGAAGAAGUAAUUAGAGCUUCUGACCGGGAGGUCUCAGUUGUGAGGUGAGCUGCAUCGCAGAAGAAUUUGAUAUUAAGGUUGUUGGGAGUACCUGAUCUGCCUGCCAGUUGAUUUAUUUCAGUCACGACAGAUACUUAAUCUGCUCUGUGGAAGAACCACGAAGGACUGUCUGUGUUAGCAGGGUGGCAACAGAGAAGUAAACCCCACAGAAUCUGUAGUGGUGAGAGAAAAUGUUUUUCUCUGCACCUUUUUAAAGUUUGGAAUGAAUAUAUUCCCGAUUAAUUGUCGAGCUUCUCCAGUAGAAAGGGGAAAGGAAUUUGGAUGCAGGUAAGCUUCAAAACGUCAUAUCCAUAAGACUAAGAAACUGAGGAGUUGUCGAAUUGCAUCAGCUGCUUUUUGUAAGUCUGAAUUUGUCUGAGGCUCUCAAACUUCUAGCCUGUAUUUUUUUUCCCACCUUAAAUGCAAAAUGUUUAUUGCAAAAGCGGUUAAACGUUGGAGAAGAUAAAAGCAAGAGUGUAAAAUGCACUGCAGGCUGUUUGCUUUCUGAGCUGGAUGAUUGAGAGUGUGUAAUCCAAGACCAACAGGCUAUCAACCACUGCCACGUUUUCAUCUGUUGGUAAACAUCAGCUGCGGGUCGGUCUUGAGGGAGAAAGACUCAAUUAGUUCCAGAUGGAGAACUCUUUUCAGCCCGUGUAUGACUUUGUAGUUGAUAGAAGACGGCAGUCUUAGGCAGGAAGGCUGCACUGGACCACAUGAAGAAGCACGUGAAGUUUAUUUUUCUGCAAGAUGUUAUUUGGAGGACCAAGUGCCCUUUUUCAGGCCACAGGAGAUGAAAGACUAAUCACAUGAUACCUUUGUUCUGCUGGAGUGCUGUUCCGCGCUAAGCCAAUGUCGGUUUGUAUUAAGGACAAAUAUUAAUUGCUUCGUGUCAGCAUGUCGACUGUGACGAGUGCCCAGCCACCAGAGGAACCUAAUCCUCCCCUCCUGGAAGAAAAACCCAAGGGAAAAUUGCUGUUUAAUUUGAGUUCACUCUUUGCUAACAGGAGUGAGCAAUUUGUCAUUGCCAGGAGUGACAGCGUGCCGGAGGAGAACGUCCUGAAAAUAACCAUCACGGAGACGACAGUCAUCGAGUCAGACCUGGGCAUCUGGAACUCUCAUGCUCUCAUCUACCUCACUCUGUGGUUUUUCUUCAGCUUUUGCACUCUUUUUCUUAACAAAUACAUUCUCUCUCUACUGGAAGGAGAGCCCAGUAUGCUAGGUGCUGUUCAGAUGCUUUCAACCACCUUCAUUGGCUGUAUAAAAAUGUUUGUUCCAUGCUGCUUGUACCAACACAAAACACGCAUCUCUUACCCACCCAAUUUCAUCAUGAUAAUGCUGUUUGUUGGAUUAAUGAGGUUUGCAACAGUGGUCUUGGGUCUUGUCAGCUUGAAAAAUGUGGCAGUUUCAUUUGCAGAAACUGUGAAAAGCUCUGCUCCUAUUUUUACUGUUAUCAUGUCUAGGAUGAUACUAGGAGAAUACACUGGAUUGCUGGUGAAUCUCUCUCUUAUUCCUGUUAUGGGUGGCCUGGCUCUCUGCACAGCCACUGAAAUCAGCUUCAACAUUCUAGGUUUCUCAGCAGCUUUAUCCACUAAUAUCAUGGACUGUUUGCAAAAUGUCUUCUCCAAGAAACUGCUCAGUGGAGAUAAGUACAGAUUCUCAGCCCCAGAGCUUCAGUUCUACACAAGUGCUGCUGCAGUGGUUAUGCUUAUUCCAGCUUGGAUAUUUUUCAUGGAUGUGCCUGUGAUUGGGAAAAGUGGGAGAAGCUUCAGCUACAACCAAGAUGUUGUCAUACUUCUGGUAAUAGAUGGAGUCUUGUUCCACCUACAAAGUGUUACAGCCUAUGCCUUGAUGGGAAAGAUUUCUCCUGUGACUUUCAGUGUUGCUAGUACUGUGAAGCAUGCCCUGUCCAUCUGGCUAAGUAUUAUUGUGUUUGGUAACAAAAUCACAAGCCUCUCAGCCAUUGGCACUGUCCUGGUGACUAUUGGAGUCCUACUCUAUAACAAGGCAAAGCAGCAUCAGCAAGAGACUAUCCACAGCCUGGCAGCUGCAGCCCCACAGCCUGCACAAAGCACAACAGAAGAUACUGAGCCACUAAUUUCCAAGGAUUUGGAACCUUAUGAUUAAUUUGGCCAUUUACUUUUCUGACCUGAUGGAACUCAAAGGGACUCUUCCUGAAAGUGUUGAUGCCAGUUUGGUUCCUUUGGAGUUCAUGGCAGAUCAAGCCUGGGACUUGAAGCAUAAAGGAGAACAAUGGGAAGAGCCCAGCAAGCUUUGAUUCAGAAACUGAUACACCAACAGAGGGACCUGGUGUUGUGUGAUGUGGUAGAUGUGGGGUUUGUGGUCUUUCCCUGACUGCAAAGAACACACAAGACUGUUUUAGAGACAGAACUUGGAUGUCUUCUGGAAAAAUGAUUCCUUUCUCCCUUCCCAUCAAAAUAAUGUGAAACAAAUGGACCCUCCACUGUGUCCUGCUUGCUUGCAGUGGGAGGAUAACUGAAAUCUGGACUUGUUUGUGCAUCAUCCAUCAUUUGUGUGUGUUGCAGAGCUGGAAGAGGGAGCCUCCUCCCAACAAAUGACUUGUUCUGGUUAAUAUCCGAUUGAAGCAAACUACAGAAAUGAGGCUGUGCCCUGAAAGCAGUCCCUGAGCAGCUACUGCUGACUGUAAAACUGGGAACAAAAAGGGAUUGUCUGCUCAAAUGUAAGGUGGAAACACUGCACCCUGUUGCAAUGCAGGUACACACAUAGACAUGCACUCUAUAAACGGAAUGAGUUUAGUGUUUGCAGUUGCUUAGAGGUUAAAAGCACUGGAAAAAAAAUCCCUUGGUGAUAAAGGAAGCAGAAUCUCUCUACUUCAAAAGCAUUAUUUUAAUUUAUUGUAUUUUAGUCUGCUUUUCUGUUAGGAGGAAAUCAACUCUUUUGCUAUUAUUUCCAAGAGGACAACAAAAAUCCUGCUUUGUGGAAACUCAGGGUUAUAAUUCUGACCUGUGUGCAAAGGAUUUCUGGUUUAUGUCAAGAAUCUUGGAGGUAACUGUGACAAAGCUGACAGAGAGGUCACUAAAAGGAGGAGUAUUCACCAUAAACUGAGGUUUCUUUCUGCUGCUCUUAAAGACUCUAAAAGUCUUAAGACUUUGCUCUCAAAAGUGUUCUUUUUUUGAAGGAAGUUUUGUGCUGUGGUAGAUCAAAGCUUAAAAGUUAACCUAAAAGAAAUUCUGAAGGAUCAGGAAUUAGUUUUGGCAAAAAGGAGCUUGUGGCUACAAAAAAAACCCCUCACCCCAACCAAACCUCAAACCCAUUCCAAUGGAUGUUUUAAAAUGGACCAAUCUUGAAUAGGAUUCAAUACCAUCCUCUGACAGGUGGUAGCAGGGCAUUAGAAACGUGGCUAAAAGUGGUCUUUAUGGUAAAAAUAGUGUUUAGUAGGAUGUUACCAGUGGAGUUUGCAGAAGCUGAGCUCAUGUUUCAUUCCCACUUGUGAGGCAUCCCUUUACAUUUAGUGAACUGUUCCUGCAGAGAGCAAAACUCUGAGAGGGUCCCUGAAGCAGCCUGGUUUCUGUUUAAAGAGUCUGUGCUUGCUUUGCCUCACUCCAGGUUACAUUCCUGUGUGUGGCUCCUCUGAAGGGUUUGUGUGGGAAGGGGAAAUGUGAGGUUUUUUUCACCACUGUGUAUGUGAUGUCUGUCUGGUUUGUUCCUUUGGCUUCCUGGCACUUUGGCAAAAGCUGUGGACUGUGACGUGGAGCUCUGUGGUUCUGUUUGCAGUUAUGCUUUCAAAAAGCUCACUGCAUUUAGCAGCAGGUUUGCAUCUUAUUCCUGCUCCUCCUAGAAGGCAGAAAUGGUAGUGGCUUUCUGGUUGCCCAGCUCUGUUCCUGUGUAAACCCACUCAGUAUCAGCUGAUGAAGCUAAUUUUUUAACAGCUGCCAGGCUUUUUGCCUUUCCCAGUGCUGGGAAAUGCUUUGUGAACCAAACAGCUGGGGGGAUUUAGUGAUUUCUGACAGGUGUGAUUCGUGGCAGGUUUAACCCCACCUGUCUUAUGGCAGCAGGAUAAUCCUCUUGUACUGGGGAGGUGUUUGCAGUGUUGACCUUUUGUACUUUCCUGUGCCCUCUUCUUGCCCUUUGUUUUUAAUAGAUUAAACAAACCAACCUCUUCA